Molecule: messenger RNA, 958 nt
Organism: Drosophila novamexicana
Lineage: Eukaryota; Metazoa; Arthropoda; Insecta; Diptera; Drosophilidae
Gene: Ms
Product: dromyosuppressin
Exons: 3
Coding region: 115-420 (101 amino acids)
Source: RefSeq, a predicted model, not a curated record
CAACAAGUUCAAUUCUAUCAGGCAGUGAAGUCAUCUACAGCAGAACCGCAGCCAGUUAAUACUUUUGCAAGUUUUUGAACAUUCCAAGUGAUCUUAAACAAAAUUGACAACAGUAUGUCUCACGUUCAGAGCUUUGCGAUUUGCUGCCUUGCCAUUGUCCUGUUGGCUGUGUGUGUGCAGAGUGCAGAGGCAGCCUCGCAGGCACCACUAUGCCAGCCCGGCAUAUUCGAGGAGAUGCCUGAACAUAUCAAAAAGGUUUGCAUGGCCCUGGAGAAUUCCGAUCAAUUGAAUUCUGCACUCAAAUCCUACAUCAACAACGAAGCGUCUGCUCUUGUUGCGAAUUCCGAUGAUUUGCUAAAAAACUAUAAUAAACGCACAGAUGUCGAUCAUGUAUUCCUGCGCUUUGGCAAACGUCGUUAAAAACCUUACCGUAUAACCCACAAAGCAUUCUCAAACGAUUCUACGAUACGACCCUGGAUAACGAUCGGUAGUUUUUUUUUAGCUGAAAACACAACACAAAUGGCGUCUUCUCCCUCUAUGCAUAAUGUAUUCUCGGCACAUUGGCGUUAAACAUUUAAAAUUAAUCAACUUGGAAGCUCUCUAGUUCAAUAAUAAAUCAAACAAUUUAAUGUAUACUUACUCGUUAAUAUAUUAUAUUUGUAUAUACAUAUAUUCGUACAUACUCAAGGACCCCCGAAGAACGUAUUGUACAUGUUGAUCUCUUUAUUUAUAUUUUGUUUUAGAACACUUUAUUACUUCUUAAUUACAAAAAAAAAAAAAAAAUGUUUGUAAAACACAUUUAUACCACAUAAUAUUCAAUGAUAAUUAACAGUACAUAUUUCCCUUACACAAAGCACUUGCAAAAAUAACCUAUAUAUAAUUAAAUUGUUAUGACGUUUGAAAAUGUAAAUCUUUACUGCAUUCAUUUUUAAAUAAAGUAUCUUUUUCUUCUCAAACU